AAGUUAUCUUGUUCUGUACAGGUGUUGGCACAAAAAUUGAUCCAACUUUGUGCCGGGCUGACCGAAUGGUUGGGCAGGUUCUUGGUGCAGUUGGAGCACUGCCUGAAAUAUUCACGGAGCUAGAAAUUUCCUAUUUUCUACUUAGGCGACUACUAGGUGUACGCACUGAAGGUGACAAGAAAGCUGCAAAGGUGCAAAAACUAUCCAAGAAUGAAGUUUUAAUGGUAAAUAUAGGAUCGUUGUCUACUGGAGGAAGAGUUAGUGCGGUGAAGGCUGAUUUGGGCAAGAUUGUGCUAACUAACCCUGUGUGCACAGAAGUGGGAGAGAAAAUCGCCCUUAGUCGAAGAGUUGAGAAACACUGGCGUUUAAUUGGCUGGGGUCAAAUUAGAAGAGGAGUGACAAUCAAGCCAACAGUGGAUGAUGACUGAAAAGCAGAAAUGAGUACUUCAUUUUGCUAGAUGGAGUGCCUGUUUCCAUAUAUUUGAGGGGUACAUUUUUGGAGUGGAAUUAUUUGCACAGCUCCCAGUACCUUUAAAAGUUGUAUUCUGAUGUCUCCAUUCAUUUUACUGAAUUUUACCCUCAUUAAAAUAUUAGUCAUUGUCUCCAAUAAAAAGUGUAAAACAGUUGGUGUAGAGAUGGGUUUAAUUUUCCACCUUUUGGAAGAAAAUAAUCAGAGAUGUCUCAUGCCAUGUUUAAUUUAUGUUAAUUUGUCAUUCAUUAAAUAGAUAUUUGUUUCAAAAUUAGUCAAGCCAGUGCUAAUGUAACAUGCACAGACCUGGUUUUUGAAAUAAAAUAUUGCUUAUUUUUCACUAAUUCUCAAAACUUUUUGAAUAGUGAGAGGCUACAGGGAUUGUUCAGCUGCUACAGGAAUAUAAAAAGAAAAUACUUCCCUGGACAAACAGUGCCUUUUUGGUCUGACACCUCACUUUGUUCAGGUUAAGCUUGUUCAGAAGACAUUUGUUUUAAUGUCUUUUAGUUUUUUGCUUUGUGAAUUGUGACUGUAUUGUAUUUUACAGUUAGGCUGCCUACAAUGGUUUUUGAUUAGUUCUGGAAGAGAAACUGUUAAAGCUGCAAGGGGUAAAAAAAAAAAA
Messenger RNA from Alligator sinensis (Chinese alligator), 1091 nucleotides. RefSeq names its product eukaryotic translation initiation factor 2 subunit 3. Lineage: Eukaryota; Metazoa; Chordata; Crocodylia; Alligatoridae. The transcript has 3 exons. Gene Ontology annotation, biological process: positive regulation of translational fidelity; formation of translation preinitiation complex. The coding region runs from base 66 to 428 and encodes 120 amino acids. Gene Ontology annotation, cellular component: cytosol; eukaryotic translation initiation factor 2 complex. Gene Ontology annotation, molecular function: translation initiation factor activity; tRNA binding. The record is from RefSeq and is a predicted model, not a curated record.